AUGAAGUUAGCAGGCCCCAGUUGGAUCCUUUGGUUUCUCCUGGUGCGCAGGGUGGUGGGAGGCGCAGAGUCAAUCUCAGAUCCAUCACUCAGGCCUGGACAUAGCAUGACAGAUGGACCUGGCCAGAUGCUGAGCAACGGUCAAUAUAAAUGUCUUGAGCUGUCCCACAAAGAACAUCAAGAUAACAGAACCGGUACCUUCUGUAGACGCAUGUGGGAUGGCUUAUUGUGCUGGGAUGAGACACCAGCUGGGACGUCUGUAACACAAAACUGUCCAGAUCACCCUGACCUGGACCCGACUCAAAAGGCGACCAAGUACUGUGAAGCAGAUGGUGAGUGGUUUUACCACCCAGAGUCCAAAAGGAUUUGGACCAACUAUACACUCUGCGCAACCACCCAUGAGAAGAGACUCAGGAAACUGAAAAUGCUUGAAAAUGAAUACACUUGCCUCCAAAAAAUUAUUCGAGACCCACCUUUUAACAAAUCAGAGCUGCACUGCAGUCGUUCCUGGGAUGGCCUGCUGUGCUGGGACGACACUCCAGCGGGAACCUUCGCCUCCCAAAAUUGUCCAGAUUAUCUUUUUGACUUUGACCCCACAGAAAAGGCCACUAAGUACUGUGGGGAAGACGGGCAGUGGUUUCACCAUCCAAGGAGCAAUACGACUUGGACUAAUUAUACACUCUGUGCUGUCAACACGAAGGAGAGAUUGAAGACAGCCACGCAGCUCUCAGGACUCACCGAUGUAGAGUCCGCUGACGAGGCCACAGUCAGCCCCGUCGUUAACACAGAACAACAGGAAAUUGUGAGAAAGAAAAUCCUUGACAGCCAGUACAAAUGCUUUGAGAAAAUGAAUCGGGAUGUACCUUAUAACAAAUCAGGGCUGCACUGCAGUCGUAACUGGGACGGCUGGCUGUGCUGGGACGACACUGCAGCGGGAAUUUACACCUCUCAAAACUGCCCCAAUUAUUUUGUUGACUUUGACCCCACAGAAAAAGCUACUAAGUACUGUGGAGAGGACGGGCAGUGGUUCCGUCACCCGGAUACCAACAGGACUUGGUCCAACUACACACUCUGCAACGAAAACACUCAAGCAAAGUUGAAGUCAGCGUACAUCUUGUUUUACAUGGCAAUCGUGGGUCACGCUUUAUCCAUAGCCUCCCUGCUCAUCUCUCUGGCCAUCUUCUUCUACUUCAGGAGUCUGAGCUGCCAAAGGAUCACCCUGCACAAGAACCUGUUCUGCUCCUAUGUGCUCAAUUCAGCCCUCACCAUCAUCUACCUGGUAGCAGUGGUCAAUAAUCCUAAAGUGGUGGCCAGAAACCCGGUUGGCUGUAAGGUGUUGCACUUCUUCCACAUGUACAUGCUGGGCUGCAAUUAUUUAUGGAUGCUGUGUGAAGGCAUCUACCUACACACGCUCAUUGUGGUGGCUGUGUUUGCAGAGGAGCAGCAUCUGCACUGGUACUACCUCCUGGGCUGGGGCUUUCCUCUAGUGCCUGCAUCCAUCCAUGCCGUGGCAAGGAAAAAGUAUUUUGAUGACAACUGUUGGAUGAGUGUGGAAACCCAUCUGCUCUACGCCGUCCAUGGUCCCAUAGUGGCAGCGCUUCUUGUGAACCUCUUCUUCUUACUAAAUAUUAUUAGAGUUUUGGUGACCAAGUUGAGAGACACACACCGGGCAGAGUCCAAUAUGUACAUGAAGGCAGUGAGAGCCACCUUGAUCCUGGUGCCCCUGCUGGGAAUACAGUUUGUCAUUUUUCCCUGGAGGCCAGAGAACCGCCUGGCUGGCGAGGUCUACGAGUACAUCAUGCACAUCCUCAUGCACUACCAGGGAUUACUGGUGGCAACAAUAUUCUGCUUUUUCAACGGAGAGGUGCAAGCAGCUCUAAAGAGACAGUGGAUGCAGUACAAAACCCAGUGGGGUCAGAGACGAAAGGACCACUGCUCUACGUCCUACACAGCCACCUCCAUCUCCGAGGUACCCUCCUUCAUUUACCACCCUGACUGUACCAGUGAACACUUGAACGGCCGCCACGCUGAGGACUCAGCGGAACUGGUGGCACUAAAGGCAGGAGAGACGUACGCUUGA
This is a messenger RNA of Cyclopterus lumpus (lumpfish), 2079 nucleotides long. RefSeq names its product calcitonin receptor (gene calcr). The record is from RefSeq and is a predicted model, not a curated record. Gene Ontology annotation, biological process: positive regulation of cytosolic calcium ion concentration; cell surface receptor signaling pathway; adenylate cyclase-activating G protein-coupled receptor signaling pathway. Gene Ontology annotation, molecular function: calcitonin receptor activity; amylin receptor activity. Gene Ontology annotation, cellular component: plasma membrane; axon. Lineage: Eukaryota; Metazoa; Chordata; Actinopteri; Perciformes; Cyclopteridae.